AUGUCGUCUACCAUCAAUACAUUGGCCAAUGUCCUGCACAAGGUGCUGAGUGCCUCGUCUGAUCCUGCAAUGGAAGACAUCCAGCAGGCAUGUUUCAAUUAUAUGAAACUCGGAGGCGUGUUUGCAUGCGGACUAUCGGCUCUUUAUUCUGGUUUAUCCCCUCGUCCAUUAAACUUGGCAUUUCAUUUCUUGGCUAUUUCAAUCUAUGCUGUUGGCCUGAUGUUACUUCCAUUUCCUUCUCCCAAACGUUUGUGGAAUGGAGCUAAACUCCUCUGGGUUGGAUUAAGCAUCGUUCUUCCCUUUAUACAGUCUGAAGGGGUGAGACAAAUGUUCUUUCCUCUAACUGUGCCAGCAUAUUAUAGAACUCCCCCUGGAAAUGAGAGAAAACCAUGAGAAGAAGAAGCUCCAUUGAUGAAUUUGCAGCAUAAGUUGUGAGCAAUUCCAUGUCUGUUUGUUGUCAGUAUUGAGUUUAGGUAAGUUUGGUAAUGUCUACAACAAUGUUGUUUGCAAAUCGUUGCUAAUACU
Hibiscus syriacus is the source of this 525-nucleotide messenger RNA. Its product is annotated as squalene monooxygenase SE2-like. The transcript has 2 exons. Gene Ontology annotation, molecular function: flavin adenine dinucleotide binding; squalene monooxygenase activity. Gene Ontology annotation, cellular component: endoplasmic reticulum; membrane. Bases 1 to 393 code for a protein of 130 amino acids. The record is from RefSeq and is a predicted model, not a curated record. NCBI's taxonomy places the organism in Eukaryota, Viridiplantae, Streptophyta, Magnoliopsida, Malvales, Malvaceae. Gene Ontology annotation, biological process: sterol biosynthetic process.